AUGAAUACCUACCCUAAAUCCAACUCAUCGAUACCUGGAUAUCUGAAGGUGUCUGCACCCACUGAUGGCAAUGUUUCUGCCAACAACUCCAACGAGACAGCAAGCCAUCUGGAUUCACCUGCCUUGGAUAUCAGCAGGGCGGUAAUUGUGGGGCUUAUCCUAGGUGCCUUCAUACUCUUCGCUAUUAUAGGUAACAUCCUGGUAAUUCUCUCUGUUGCUUGCAAUAGACAUUUAAGAAUUCCUACAAACUACUUCAUAAUUAACCUCGCAAUAGCAGAUUUGCUGCUGAGUUUUACUGUCCUUCCAUUCUCUGCUACACUGGAAAUCCUCGGCUACUGGGUUUUGGGGAGGAUAUUCUGUGAUAUCUGGGCAGCAGUUGAUGUGCUUUGCUGUACAGCUUCUAUUUUAAGUCUGUGUGCCAUUUCCAUAGACAGAUAUAUCGGGGUACGUUACUCCCUCCAGUAUCCAACCUUGGUAACGAGAAGAAGGGCAAUUUUAGCUCUCCUGGGCGUCUGGGUCCUUUCAAUGGUGAUUUCUAUCGGGCCUCUUCUGGGCUGGAAAGAACCGGCACCUAAGGACGAUAAAGAGUGCCGUAUCACUGAAGAACCAUUCUACGCUUUGUUUUCCUCCUUGGGAUCAUUUUACAUUCCUUUAAUUGUCAUCCUCGUGAUGUACUGUCGGGUCUACAUAGUGGCAAAAAGGACUACUAAAAACCUGGAAGCUGGGGUUAUGAAAGAAAUGUCCAACUCCAAGGAGCUGACUUUACGGAUUCAUUACAAGAACAUUCAUGAGGAUACAUUAAACAGCAACAAAUCCAAGGGUCACAAUCCCAGGAACUCCUUAGCUUUCAAACUCUUUAAAUUCUCUAGAGAAAAGAAGGCAGCCAAGACGUUGGGAAUUGUGGUCGGCAUGUUUAUCCUGUGCUGGCUACCCUUCUUCAUUGUUCUGCCACUAG
Messenger RNA from Apaloderma vittatum (bar-tailed trogon), 955 nucleotides. RefSeq names its product alpha-1B adrenergic receptor-like. Gene Ontology annotation, molecular function: alpha1-adrenergic receptor activity. The annotation marks the transcript as partial. Gene Ontology annotation, biological process: positive regulation of cytosolic calcium ion concentration; cell-cell signaling; regulation of cardiac muscle contraction. Lineage: Eukaryota; Metazoa; Chordata; Aves; Trogoniformes; Trogonidae. The transcript has a single exon. The record is from RefSeq and is a predicted model, not a curated record. Gene Ontology annotation, cellular component: membrane.